This is a messenger RNA of Botrytis cinerea B05.10, 884 nucleotides long. RefSeq lists its product as hypothetical. NCBI's taxonomy places the organism in Eukaryota, Fungi, Ascomycota, Leotiomycetes, Helotiales, Sclerotiniaceae. Bases 197 to 817 code for a protein of 206 amino acids. The transcript is spliced from 2 exons. The record is from RefSeq and is a predicted model, not a curated record.
GAAUGAUAAAGUGUCUAAUCCAUUGGAAUCGUCCCUAUUUCCUUUUCUAAACAUCACCAUCUCACUUGUCCCAUCUCGCUGCAAAGAACAUAAUUCAAGAGAGAUUUCGAACCCUUAAGAGCUCAAUACGAAGCACCACACUCAGCCACAGACCAGUAUCUUUCAUCCAUCCUUUUUUUCGACAGAACACGAAACAAUGGCACCAAUCAAAUUAUCACCACCGCCUAAAGGAGUAUGGAAAGAUAUCCGUCCCUUGAUGGCACCUCUUAUAAUACCAGCAGUCCCAGAGCAAAAGAAACGCUCUAGGAGACCUCGCAAACGUAGAAAGGGUAAAACUUUAAUCACAAGGGCAGUCGACCAACUCACUGCCAUUCUCAAGAAACCACAGUCGACGAACAUUGAAAAAGCCGAGGCCUGUUUCAAAGUCAUGCACGCAAAGAUGAAAGCUUACGAACAAGAACGAGAGGGCAGGGGAAAAUGGAACGCCGCUGCUGCAAGGUUACUCGAAGGCCGACUUGGCAAGACCUACCAUGAGGACAGAAUGAAUGAGUAUCUUGAAGCUGCCGAAGAAGAUUGUAAGUGGGCGUACGAUAUCUACUAUGGAGUUCCUCAGCAAACAGAAUUCACUCCGACGCAAUAUUUGAAGGAAGAGGAAUACUGGAAUCAAUAUCCUGAAGGCAGAUUGGAUGCAUUUAUUGUUCACAUGCAUGGUAUGCCAGCUGGUUUUUCCAGAUUUACAUUAGAAGAUGGAACUCCAAUCAAGAUUGAAAUUGCAGGGGGUUUUCAUUUAAUUGACGAAGGGGGGAAUCAGCUAUAGCGCGGUGGUCACCAAGGGUCACUCUUCUGCAUCUGAUAAAAAUAUUUUCUUGUAUAUACUAGUACCA